Molecule: messenger RNA, 1312 nt
Organism: Cuscuta campestris
Lineage: Eukaryota; Viridiplantae; Streptophyta; Magnoliopsida; Solanales; Convolvulaceae
Source: the annotation of a GenBank genome assembly
CCCACGAUCUUAAAUAACUUCCCCUUUUCCCUCCGUCGGAUUCUCCGGGAAAGGAAUCCGAAUUCGGGUUAACUGUUUCCCGGCGUCUUCUAAGGGUGGCUGUAGGGCUGUCCGGACACCUGCGGAGUGACCCGCCGCCAUCUCCGUCCGGAAACAAUGGCAUCUCUCUUUAAGGAUCUAAGCAAGAUUUCAGCAUACAGAGAUAGAAGGUUUCAGGGUACACAGGAAGAAUUUGAUGAAGCACUUCUGAAAUCAACUACUGUUUAUGUGGGGAAUAUGUCCUUCUAUACGACUGAGGAGCAAGUGUAUGAGUUGUUCUCUCGUGCUGGGGAGAUAAAAAAGAUAAUUAUGGGUCUUGACAAAAACAGCAGAACUCCCUGCGGUUUCUGCUUUGUAAUGUACUACUCUAGAGAAGAUACAGAAGACUCAGUUAAAUAUAUAAGUGGGACAAUCCUUGAUGAUCGUCCUAUUCGGGUAGAUUUUGAUUGGGGUUUCCAGGAAGGAAGACAGUGGGGUCGUGGUAGAAGUGGUGGGCAAGUUCGUGACGAAUAUCGCACUGACUAUGAUCCAGAUAUCCUUUUGAAAGUUGCAAAGUUUAUCUUUAAAGUUUUUACUUAUUUUUAUCGUCAUGCAAUACGUAGGGGUGGUUAUGGAAAGUUGGUGCAGAAAGAGUUGGAGUCUCAAAGAGAACUAGUGGAUUAUGGCACUGGCUCAUUGGGAAACUUCGGACCAAUUAUGCCACCUCAAUAUGGUCGGCAUGGGGGACAUCAUGGCAAUGGAGGUUCUUAUCGACAGGGCAGAGAUUACCAACGCAAGCGGCAUCGUGAUGAUGGCCGGCCUAGACUUGAUUACUCUAAGAGAGUUUACCGCCGUGAACCUGCCAAAGAUUCUGACCAUGAAGCUAGACCGGAGAAGAAUCCACGGUUCCGUGAGAGUGGUGACUCCGAUGAUGAGGACGAGGAUGAUCGCAAGAGAUCCCAUUAGCCGAUUCUUUUUGGCUUUGAUUUCUUUCCUUUCCAUGCUGAUAUCCAACACUCUUCUUGGGUAUAUUUAGCAUAAGUAGUAGCAUUUCUAGGGGCAUUUGUUGUUUGGGUUUGCAUUAGACUUGGAAAUGAUUGUGACCUCCAUGGAUGAUGAAGCUCUGAACCUCUUCUCCAUGUUGCCUUUGUAACUUAAAUCUUUCAGAUUUUUAUUUUUAGCAUAAUUGAAACUUCUAAGCAUCUCCUGUAAAAAAAAUUCAGAAUUUUUCGUGACAAUCUUUUGAAAAUACUCCGUAGUCUCUCUACUUUCUAGUAGGGGGUUUUGAACUUUA